AUGUCUGGAAAUGGUCACUGUUUUGUGGAGUGGAAAGAGCACUUUGUUUCACAGGAGAGGGGCAACCGUGUGGUUCACUAUUUCUUGAAGGAUUCUGCUGGAGAAUCCAUUCUUGCAGUUGUGGGUACUGAGAGGAGUGUUAGGCACAUGUUCUAUGUUGUUUCUGAGGAAUUUUUGUAUGUGCACGGAAAGGAAAGCUCCACUAAUGCUAACUUUAAAUGGAGGUCAAGAAGAGAGGUUGUGGAUUGGCUUACAUCUAUGCUGUCAAAGCAGCAUAUACAUGCAGAUCUAUCCGAAUCACCCCAACAUGAUUCGUCACAAGCUUCGGGGACUCCUGAAUAUCCAAUGAAUGGAGUUAGUGCCCCCCAGACCCAUGGCCGUCUUUCAAAGAACUUCAAGGGACAGAGUCCAGACAUUGUUUGGUCAGGUGUUGCAUGGACAUGUGGGAAACAGCUCAAGCAUUUUCCUGCAUUCUGUAGGGAUGGGAUUACAAUAGCGAUUAAGUCCUUUGUCUUUGUCAUGGCAAAGGGAGAAAAUCACUAUGUUGCUUAUAUUGAAGAUAUGUACGAAGACAAGAGAGGUCAAAGAAAGGUUAAAGUGAGGUGGUUUCAUCAUAGCCAAGAAGUCAAGGGGGUAACUCCUCUAAGAAAUCCUCACCCAAAGGAAGUUUUCAUCACACCAUAUGUGCAGGUCAUUAGUGCAGAAUGUGUUGAUGGUCCUGCAACAGUCUUAACUCGUGAACAUUAUGAAAAAUGCUUAGCUGUGUUUCCUAGGGCUUUAUUGGCCAGAGUACAUCUUUGUUGCAGGCAGUUUAAAAGUAACAAGGUGAAGCCAUUUGAUUUGAGUAAAAUGCAUGGCUAUUUUGAUCAGCCAAUUCUCUCUUGUUUGGGUCCCAACUUUUCAGCAAAAUCUGAGUUUAUAAGUGAUAGCCUGAUUGGGGAAGAAGAUGAAUUGGGUCCAAGUGAGUAUUUAAAACUAGGAUCUAAGAGGACUAGAAGUGGAAGGCCAUGCCAGAGGUUUGCAGCUAAUCAUUCAAGAGCAAGAAGUUCUACAAGAGAUAGCCAGAUGAUGGCAUAUAGACCUCUUCAGAAAUCAAAUUAUGGUUCGCUAGACAGGAAACUGUUUUCCAUGAAGCUUGUUGAUUAUCAGCCUUGGUAUACACCACUCUUUAAGGUUGCUGAAAAGAUAGAAUUGCUAUGCCAAGAUAGUGGCAUUCGAGGCUGCUGGUUUAGGUGUACUGUCUUGCAGAUAUCACGAAAACAGGUGAAAGUCCAAUAUGAUGAUUUGCAAGAUGAGGAAGGAUGUGGCAAUCUUGAGGAAUGGAUCCCAGCUUUUAGACUGGCUAUGCCUGAUAAGCUUUCCAUAAGGCAUCUAGGCCGCCCAAUGAUCCGGCCAGCCCCUCCUAAGGAACAAAUGGACCUUGCUCUUGAGGUUGGGACUGCAAUUGAUGCAUGGUGGAGUGAUGGUUGGUGGGAAGGGAUUAUCACUGGAGUUGGCAGCUGUGGUGAUAACUUUGAAGUUUUCUUUCCUGGUGAAAGCUUACUCUUGAACGUGCACAAAAAGGAUCUGAGAAUAUCAAGAGAUUGGUUGGGGGACCAGUGGGUUGAUGUUGAGGCAAAGCUUGAUGUACUUUCAGCCAUAUCUUCAAAAAUUAGCUCAUGCACUCAUCCCUUUACAUCGUCCACUGUUGCCAAAGAUAUCAACACCGAUGGUUUAGCUUUGUCGUAUAUCGAAGUUCCUUCUAGUACUAAACAUGUUGAAGAGGAAAAACUGAACUUGGAUGCAUCUUCCAGUUAUGAUGCUCCUGAAAAUAUGGACUUGGUCAAUGAUAAGAAGUCCUCAUCAUUAAAACACAUUGGUACUGAAGGUGUUGAUGUCAAUGACAGUUGUGGUGAUGCACAGGAUGUCCAAGGUAAUGAUGAUGAUGAUAACAAAGAUGACAACAAUUGUGAGGAUGACAAAGGUGAAAACAACGGUGAUGAUGAGGGCCGAGAAGGCAUGGAGGUGUUUGAAACUCCAGGGCAAAGCCCCAAAGCAGUAGAAAUCAUGGAAGUGACAUCGUAA
Prunus armeniaca (apricot) is the source of this 2064-nucleotide messenger RNA. Lineage: Eukaryota; Viridiplantae; Streptophyta; Magnoliopsida; Rosales; Rosaceae. The record is from the annotation of a GenBank genome assembly.